AUGGGUCUCGGAGGGGCGCCGCGCGUCGCGUUCGGGCCGCAGCUUCCCCCGGACGCUCUAGAGGACACAGCGGUCGAGAAGGAGGUACCGUUCAACGGGGACUUGCACGGCGAGCUCGCAGGGCACAAGGGCGCGGUGCUCACCGUGCGAUACAACGCGCAGGGCGCCUACUGCAUCACCGGCGGCCGCGACCGCAGCAUCGUGCUCUGGAACCCCGCCAAGGGGCUCCGGAUCAAGACCUACGAGGCGCACGGGCAGGAGGUGCGCAGCGUCGACUGCUCGCACGACAACGCGCGCCUCGCGAGCUGCGGGCUCGACCGCCAGAUCUUCUACUGGGACGUCGCGACGGCGCGGACGAUCAGGCGGUUCGAGGGGCACGGGCAUGCGGCGAACGCGUGCAGGCUGGCUGCGGAGGGGUACUUGAUCGUGUCAGGGGGGGAGGACAAGGCUGUCAAGAUCUGGGACGCCCGCGCACACGGGUUCCGCCCCGUGCAGCACAUGGAGGCCUUCCGGGACUCGGUGACCUCGGUUGCGGCCCCGGCUUCGCGUCCGGAGAUCGUGGCGGGGUCUGUGGACGGCACGCUGCGCCGCUUCGACGUGCGGGGCGGCAGGGUGGUGACGGACGAGACCGCGGCGCCGAUCGUGUCCGUGGCGGUGUCGCAGGACGGCGAGUGCACGCUGCUGGCGGGCACAGACUCGACGCUGCGGCUCCUGGACCGCGCCACGGGGUCGCUGCUGCAGCACUACAAAGGGCAUCGCAACGACGCUACGAGGAUGGACUGCGCGCUGAGUCCGUCGGAUGCGCACGUGGUGUGCGGGUCGGAGGACGGCCGCGUGCUGGUGUGGGACCUCGUGACGGCGCGGGAGAUGAUGGCGGUGCAGGCGCACGAGGGGGGGGUCACGGCGCUGUGCGUGCACCCGACGGGCGAGGGGAUGCUGACCGCCGGCGCGGACGGCAAGGUGCGCGUGUGGACGUAG
Molecule: messenger RNA, 978 nt
Organism: Pedinophyceae sp. YPF-701
Lineage: Eukaryota; Viridiplantae; Chlorophyta; Pedinophyceae
Source: the annotation of a GenBank genome assembly